This is a messenger RNA of Gadus macrocephalus (Pacific cod), 2345 nucleotides long. RefSeq names its product cilia and flagella associated protein 57 (gene cfap57). The record is from RefSeq and is a predicted model, not a curated record. Gene Ontology annotation, molecular function: protein binding. NCBI's taxonomy places the organism in Eukaryota, Metazoa, Chordata, Actinopteri, Gadiformes, Gadidae.
UGAAGCCUAGUUUGACGUAGCCAUGGCAACCUAGAUCUGAGUACUACGCGACGUAUUAUUUUGGAGCCGCUUAAACGUGACCUAUUUUAUGUUUAUAAACUUCUGACCGCAGGCUAAAACACUGAAGUGAACUCCAAGAUCGAGGAAAGUUUAUAUAUUUGUUUUAAAUGUGCCUAAAUUGAUUCGCACUGAACGCAAACAGCUGGAUGUACGUCCCAAUGAAUGAAGUUGGCUCGUCGUUAUUAGAAAAGUCCAACUUUAUUUACCUCUAAAACGCGACAAUCUCAGCUGUUAACUACGUUUGUUUACAUUUCUAUUUUGACAAAGUAGUCUGCGUGUAACAGUAAGACAUGGCCACUGUUGUUGCCCAGUCCAAUUUCAUCUUCGGCUUACGGAAAGGGGUGACCAAUAACUUGUGUUUCCUCGACGACCAAACCGUGGUCUUCCCCAGUGGAAACAACUGUAUCCGUUACAACAUCGACCAGAAAUGGCAGAAGUUCAUCCCAGGCACAGAGAGGAGCCUGGGCUUGCAGGCCAUGGCUCUCAGUGCUAACCGCCGCUACCUGGCGGUCUCGGAGAGCGGGGAGAAGCCCACCAUCACCGUGUACGACCUCACGCACGAGCAGGGCCGCAAGAGGAAGCUCCUGACCGCCGGCGACGGCCCGGCCGGAGAGUUCCUCUGCAUGGCCUUCUCCCCCAACUCCAAGUACCUGGUCGGCCAAUCAGGAGGCCCGACCUGGACCCUGGUGUUGUGGCUUUGGGAGAGGCAGAAGGUGCUGGCCACGGUCAGCAGCAGUGAUGGGGACCCCGUGAGCCAGGUGAGCUUCAACCCCCUGGACGACACCCAGUUGUGCGUGAGCGGGCCGGGCCUCGUGUGUCUCCUCAACUACCGCGAGGGCGUCCUGAAGCGGCAGAGCCCGGCCAAGGUGAAGGGCGUGGCCGUGCUGUGCCACGCCUGGGUGUCCGGCACACGCGUGGUCGCCGGCACGGACCAGGGCCGCCUGCUGAUGGUCGAGGCUGGGGACCUGCGCUGGGACCUGGACGCCUGGACCAGACCCGCCCAACUGCUGGAGACCAGACACACUGACAACAAGCCGCCAAGAGAAGCCAGAGUGGAGGGAACCGCCGCCUCCUCGAGCGGCGAGGGCCCCGGGACCAGCCCCCCCUGCGGCGAGGGCCCCGGGACCAGCCCCCCCUGCGGCGCGGGCCCCGGGGCCACCCCCCCCAGCGGAGAGGGCCGCGGGGUCACCGCCAUCCUGGCCUACUCCAAGGGCUUCAUGUGCUCCGUGGGGCCCGGGACCGUCUGCGUGUUUGAGAACACGGAGGAGAUGGACAGCUACCGCAAGACCCGGGAGCUCCUGAUCCCCCCCGACCCGUGCUCCUACGAGCCCGGCCGAGCCCAGCAGCAGCAGGUGGCCACGCUGUGCCUCAGCCCCGGGGAGGAUACCCUGGCCCUCAGCACCCUGCAGGGACAGCUCUACGCCAUCAACCUGAUCUCCACAGAGAUCAGCAGGGGGGAGCCAGCGCAUUUCGAGUUCCUGUCCAGCUCCUUCCAUACCAAGUCCAUCACGGGCCUGUCCGUCUGCAUCCGCAAGCCGCUGGUGGCCAGCUGCUCCCUCGACCGCUCGGUCCGCGUGAACUACGACACCAAUGUGCUGGAGCUCUACAAGGAGUUCCAGGAGGAGGCCCUCAGCGUGUCUCUGCACCCCUCCGGCCUCUUCCUGCUGGUGGGGUUCACCGACAAGCUGAGGGUGAUGAACCUGCUGAUCGACGACAUCCGCACCGUCAAGGAGUUCACCCUGCGGGGCUGCCCAGAGGUGAGGGCAUGUGGGGGUGCAUCUGUGUGCUUCUGUGUGGGUGUGUUUGUGUGUGUGUGUGUGUGUGUGUGUGUGUGUGUGUGUGUGUGUGUGUGUGUGUGUGUGUGUGUGUGUGUGUGUGUGUGUGUGUGGUGUGUGAGGCAGAACCCCCCCGGGCUGGUCAGGGACCCUCCUGCUGCUGACCCCCCCGGGCUGGUCAGGGACCCUCCUGCUGCUGACCCCCCCGGGGUGGUCAGGGACCCUCCUGCUGCUGACCCCCCCGGGGUGGUCAGGGACCCUCCUGCUGCUGACCCCCCCGGGCUGGUCAGGGACCCUCCUGCUGCUGACCCCCCCGGGGUGGUCAGGGACCCUCCUGCUGCUGACCCCCCCUCCCUGGUCAGGGACCCUGCUGCUGACCCCCCCUCCCUGGUCAGGGACCCUGCUGCUGACCCCCCCUCCCUGGUCAGGGACCCUGCUGCUGACCCCCCCUCCCUGGUCAGGGACCCUGCUGCUGACCCCCCCCGGGGUGGUCAGGGACCCUGCUGCUGA